CGCAAACGCGAUCUGUCUUUGUCACCUGUGUUGGUCAGCUUUUAUUCUCCUCCUCUUCUGUGGUCAGCUUUUUAAAACUUGACAUUUGACAUUAAACUUCCUUGAUAACCUCAUAUUUGGUCAAAAAAUAAAUAAUUUUCAUGAAGUGAUCUCAAACAUUAGACGGGUAUCCGUACUUAAAUCAAAAACAUUAAGUAGAAUAUAUUAAUAUAAAAUUUAAAUCAGUAACUUCAAGAUUGGCGACGUACCUAAAAGGUACAAUCACCGAAAAUUUAGAAAUGGAUGUUUUUAACAAAUAUCUUUCACAAGUAAGCAGUUCUGUUAGCCAAACAGUUUCCCAAUUAUCGGGUGUUUUACCCGGAAAUCCUGUAACCAGAGAGUACGAAUCUUCCGCUCACAUCGCUUCAGCAGGUCCUGGAUUAUUGUGGAAAAUAUACAAGGGUAUCAAGCGAAGUACUAAGCAAGAUGCGUCGAUUUUUGUGUUUGAAAAGCGUCAGCUAGACAAAUGGAAUAAGACAGAUAGGGAAUUGAUUUUAGAGACUUUAAGGUAUGGUGUACAACAACUGACCAAAAUACGGCAUCCACAAGUAUUAACAGUUCAACAUCCCAUGGAAGAAAGUAGAGAAAGCAUCGCCUUUGCUACUGAGCCCGUGUUUGCUAGUUUGGCUAAUGUGUUGGGUGAAACAGUCAACAUGCCGCAACCAGCUAAUAUGUCAGAUUAUAAACUCUACGAUAUAGAAAUAAAAUAUGGAUUGUUACAAAUAUCAGAAGGUCUAGCUUUUUUACAUAAUGAUGUGAAGCUUUUGCACAGGAAUAUUUGUCCAGAAAGUAUAGUAAUAAAUUCUUGCGGGAUAUGGAAGAUUUUUGGUUUGGAUUUCUGUGUGCACAAUAUCAGUCCAGCCAACCAGCCAGCAAAAUAUCCAUUCUAUGAAUAUUCUCCUACUGUACCAUAUAUAUCUCAACCAAAAUUAAAUUAUUUAGCACCAGAAUGUUUUCAAAGUCUGAAUCAUUCAACAGCUAGUGACAUGUUCUCCUUUGGAAUGUUGAUCUACACUGUUUAUUCUAUAGAAAAACAAUGUCUAUUUCCCUUGAGAGAUUUUAAUGAACAUAAGUCAAGGGUACAGCAGCUGAAGAACUUGAGUACAAGCUUAACUAGAAAUACUAAACUCCUUAAUAUUCCAGAAGGAUUGAAAGAAUCUGUUAUGCUGCUUCUUAAUGUCACUCCAGAAAUUCGACCAGAUGCGCAUCAAUUUGUUAAAAUUCCCUAUUUUGAUGAUGUUGGUAUCAAGACUCUCACUCAUUUAGAUUCUCUGUUACAAUGGGACAAUCUGCAAAAGUCUCAGUUUUACAAAGGUCUUCCCGAAGCCUUAUCAAAAUUGCCGCACAGGGUACAGCUGCAGAGGGUGCUGGCUUGCUUGGUUCGUGACUUAGGCCAACCCAGCAUGGUUCCCUUUAUCCUGCCAAGUAUCUUUGACAUAGCACGAGAUUGUACCAAAGAGGAAUAUGUAAUCUACAUUUUGCCACAACUGAAACCUCUAAUGAAACUGAUAGAGCCAAUCCAGGUCUUGUUAAUAAUGCUCCAAAGAAUGGAACUGCUCUUAAAUCUAACCCCAGCCGAGGAUAUACAGCAACAUGUGUUACCAAUGCUGUACAGAGGAUUAGAUGCAGACUCACCCCAAAUUCACGAAUUGUGCCUGUCUGUGUUGCCUACCUUUGCAGGGCUCCUGGACCACGCCAACGUUAAGAACAGCCUCCUGCCUCGCAUAAAGAAGCUGUGCCUCAGCACCUCCACAUUAAGUGUCAGAGUCAAUUGUUUGUUGUGCGUGGGUAAGCUGUUGGAGCACUUGGAUAAGUGGCUUGUUCUGGACGAAGUGCUUCCCUUUCUGCCGCAAAUACCUUCCCGCGAGCCCGCGGUGCUCAUGGGCAUUCUAGGGAUCUACAAGAUAGCGCUCAACCACAAGAAGCUGGGCAUCAGUAAGGAAAUUAUCGCGACGAGGAUAUUGCCGUUCCUCAUUCCUCUGUGCAUCGAGAAUGGAUUAACCUUGCCGCAAUUUGGAGCCAUAACCGCCCUAAUAAAAGACAUGUUUCAGCUGGUGGAGACAGAACAUCGCACCAAAUUGGAACAGCUGAAUUCCGUCAAGGACGAACAGAAGAUGCUCACUUCUGCAAUGCCUAGCAUACCUUCUACCAUCAAGCCUGCAAAUCUUGCUGAUGCUUUCUCUGGGCUGGGUCUAGAAGACUUUUCGGCAGGUUCCUCAAACGCGACCGCUUUUAGUCUGGAGCAGAAGCAAUCUCUGGCCCGUCAGCAGGAGGCCAUGAAAGUGUUUCAGCACCAAACUAGAAUAGAACCAAAAAAGGUCGUGAAUAUCCCUAAAGCACAAACUAAAGAUCUAACUGGCAGUUUAUCACAGGAUUAUUCUCUGCUUGAGAGAACCGACGAAAAUCAAUUAAAAAUUUCCACGAAUAAUAACAAUAUCAAUCAAAGACAAGAUCGUGCCUCAGUUAAUAGUUUCACCACCGAUGCAGGUUUUGGACAGAACUUGAAUCAGUUAAAUUACAGGCCCUUGGGACAAAGUUCAACAUUUCACAGCAUGAAUCAGAAUAUUAAUCCCUGGAGCUCUAGACAGCCUCAGAACUUCAACAAACCCUCUAAUAAUACAGCUCAAAGUUGGUCUGCCUUGGAUAAUCUGUUGCCUCCCGAUUUCAACAGUAGUCAAAAAGGUUUUACUGGUCAGGCUCCCUUGUUACCACAAAACUCCGCUAAUGGUAAUCAGCUGAGUCAAAGUGACUUAUUAGAUUUUCUCAAUUAAAGUGAACUUGUAUAUUUAACUAGCUUUUUAUUGUGCAAUAUUUUUUAUGUUAAUUUAUUUCUCUCAUUUUACAUUCCAUAACCGUAUAAAAAAUUAGUCAGUAAAACAAGUAUUAUGGUUGAUAAAGUUUUAUUGGUUCUAAUAAAUAUACACAAAAAAA
Messenger RNA from Sitophilus oryzae (rice weevil), 2970 nucleotides. Its product is annotated as SCY1-like protein 2. Gene Ontology annotation, biological process: protein phosphorylation. The transcript is spliced from 5 exons. The record is from RefSeq and is a predicted model, not a curated record. Lineage: Eukaryota; Metazoa; Arthropoda; Insecta; Coleoptera; Curculionidae. Gene Ontology annotation, molecular function: protein kinase activity; ATP binding. Bases 279 to 2810 code for a protein of 843 amino acids.